UUAUAGAAUAGAUUUGUCUAUUCAGCUACCAUCAUAUACCCAUCCCUGAAAAAGUUGUUGCCUGUGAAGGAUGCCUUCGGCUGCGAAUGCAAAGUCUGAAAAACCAGCUUCGUCAGAAGCUGUAGACAAUUCUCCAAUUAAACAGAUUAUGAAGAUACUUGAACAUAAAAUACGCAACUUGGAAAAAAGGAAGAGUAAAUUAUCUUCCUACCGUGACUUACAAAAGGCAGGAAAGGAAUUAAAGAGUGACCAGAAAAUUGCAGUGGCUAAAUAUGAUGAAGUCAGCCAGACACUUGAAUUUGCAAGAGAUCUUUGCACUCAGGUCACAGCAAUAUCUAACUCUGCUGAGAAAGAAGCAAAAAAGCAGGCUAAAAAGGAUGCAUGGGUCCGAUCCACUGCAGAAACCAAUAAAAUCCGUGAAGUUCUCCUCAUUUUAGACUGCUUGGAACAAAUGGGAGUUUCUGAAGUAAGAGAAGAUUUUCUAAAUGGUACAAAUGGAGCAGUUAAACUACCCGAGGAAGACUUGAAAUUGCUUGAUGAUUUGUAUCCUGAAGUUUCCCCCAAACAUGAAGUCAAUGAAGAUGGACUAGCUGCAUUCCCAGCUCAGACAAUUAAGGCAGCUGAACAUUUAUAUGCAAUAAUUGAUGGUAAACCCAAAGAAGUAUUGGGAACAACUUACACACAUAUAAAGGAAGUAAUUGCCUUGGUGCAUGGAUGUGGAUAUUUUGAUAAGGCAUUUGAGGCUAUCCCCCCUGUAUGUGAAGAGGUCCAACAGGAACCAGAAGUUGAAUGUCAAGAACCUGCACAAGAAUUAAAUGAAGUUGAUCCAAAUACAGUAUAUGUUCCACCUGUAGCUAUACCCACUGCUCCACCCCCAACAGUUGUGCCAGCUCCGGGCUACCCUCUCCGGCAGCUUCCUCCCAUAACUCUUCAAGAGGUAGAGCAUGCAUAUUUCUCUCAACAAUAUGUUCAACAAAGACCUAUUUCAGAAGUCAUAGGAUCUCAAAACUUUUUCUUUUUACAAGAUUCAGAAAUUGAUAGUCCAGUGGGCACCCCACAGCCACCAAUAAUGAAUCAAACAUCACAGCCUGCACAAAUUCCUUCUCAAACAUUUACCAAUCAACAUUUUGUUCAAAUGCCACCAUCUCACAUUCCAGAACCAGGAACCAUUCCUAUGGCCCCACAAGCACAUUACGCUCCACACCCAGACCAUCCUGCAUUUACUGGUAUGCCAAUGCCGACUCCUAUACAAACACACCCACAAAAUGCUCUUCAACAACAAGUGCAUCCACAACAAAUACAUGUUCAAGCCUCACAUCCUGAGCACUCUUAUCCUCCACAGCCUCCGCAACAUGUUAUCACACAUAGUAUACCAGCCCCAAUGAUGCAACAACUUCAGAUACAGCCUCAUGAGAAUGACCAGCAAAGUAUUGACAAUGAUCAAAGUACUCCUCAACAUAAUGAUAACGACAACACAGACAUCAAAGAAAGCAGAAGUCCAGAACAUGAGGAUGGGAGUGAACGCAAAACUCAUGGUCAAGGAGAUGGACAGAAUAGGUUUAGGAGAUUCCGAGGAUCUUCCAGAGGUGCAUCAAAUGGUUAUCGCGGACGCGGAAACUUCCAGAACAGGCAAAGCAAUGAUAACUAUCAUGGAAGAGACAAUGAGUAUCGGAACAGGAAUAACAAAGAUGGUUAUCAGAAUCGACAGUAUAAUGAUAACUACCAAAGCAGGCACAACAAAGACUACCAGAGCAGAAAUGCAAAUGAUGGGUAUUAUGGUAAUGGAGAUACAGGUGACAACUACCAACAUAAUGAGAAUGGAGGACGUGAGAGAUACAAUGACAAUUCCCAGGGAUAUCAAGGAGGGUAUAAGGGACGUGGGCGGGGAGGGCCCCGUGGUGGACCUCGCGGGUCGGGCGCCUCCCGGCCACCACGUAACCACCAGUACAAUCGUAAACAAGACAAUGUAGAAUAAUGCGAGAAACCGUAAAGAGAAUCUCUUUACAUGUCGUGAAUUGUAUCAGACUUAAAUCAUUUGUGGAAGGCAAAUUUCACCGGCAACAACAGAGAUUAUGAUAAUAAAAAAAAUAAUCUAAAAAAAUCCUAAAAAAAAAAGUAAAACAAAAAACUUGAAACUUGAUAAAAAAUAGUUUACUUGAUUAGAUGUAUGAUAUAUGCAGUUAUUAUAAGUUAUGUUAAUUAUUAUAGGUUCAUGCUCAUGAUGAAUAGGCAAACCAUUAAAGCAGUGGUUGAGACAGGGGUCAUCAUCAGAGUGGUAUGUGUGAGAUUUUUUACCUAUCAUCACAUGAAAGUUAACUACGAUUUGUGUGGCGCUAUGAUGUUUUCCUCUACUGUCACUAGAUGGCGCUCUUUCGGCACCAUACAAAUUGUAGUAUGUCGCGACCGAACCGGUAAGAAAUCUCACACUUGACACUCGGAGCAUUGAAUCUGCUGAGGUCUGGCCCCUUAUUUGUCACUCAGUGCCUCAUCCUUGUGAUAAGUACAUGCUGAUGUGUAGAAUCAUGAAUUGUACCAUGGUUCUUCAAAUCUCAUUUACUAAUAUUCUUUAUUAAACUUGUAUGUUUGUUAAUUUGAUCUAAAAAUUAUUGCAUAAUUACUAAAACUGUUCUGCAUGGUCUGUUUUGAUUUUAUAUUAUUAUAUAUAAACUGAGCUGAUUUUUUAA
Molecule: messenger RNA, 2684 nt
Organism: Leptidea sinapis
Lineage: Eukaryota; Metazoa; Arthropoda; Insecta; Lepidoptera; Pieridae
Gene: Capr
Product: caprin-1-like
Exons: 4
Coding region: 71-1975 (634 amino acids)
Cellular component (GO): cytoplasm
Molecular function (GO): RNA binding
Source: RefSeq, a predicted model, not a curated record